Messenger RNA from Linum tenue, 997 nucleotides. Lineage: Eukaryota; Viridiplantae; Streptophyta; Magnoliopsida; Malpighiales; Linaceae. The record is from the annotation of a GenBank genome assembly.
CCCCCCACUAGUCUGUCGUCACAAAACCAAACCCCAAGAGAUUCACAAUUUCCAUCGCAGAGAAGAGAAAGACAUUGAUCAUGGCGGUCGGGAUACUGGAAGUUCAUGUGGUGAGCGCGAAAGGCCUCAAAAGCACCGAUUUCCUUGGUGGAAUCGAUCCGUACGUGGUGGUUCAGUACAGAAACCAAGAGCGCCAAACCAGCGUUGCCAGAGGGGCAGGUGGGAGCCCAGAGUGGAACGAGAAGCUGACAUUCAGAGUGGAGUACCCAAUCAAUGGUCAAGGCGGCGGCGGCGGCGAACACAAGCUCCUCCUCAAGAUCAUGGACCACGACACCUUCUCUGCGGAUGACUUUCUUGGCCUUGCUACGAUUCACCAAGUGAAAGAUUUGUUGGAAAUCGGGGUGGAGAAGGGGAGCUCGGAGCUGCAUCCUUGCAAGCACAGUGUGGUCACUGCUGCAAAUUCUUACUGCGGUGAGAUUAAAGUUGGCCUCACCAUCACCAUUAAGCAGGAAGGGGGUGAUGGUGGCCAAGGGCAGCAGUUUGGAGGGUGGAGGCAGAGCAGAGACUUUUAGCCAUUAGUUACUAUGUGCAUUCAGAGUUGUGUAUGUUUCAAAUUAUGUGUUGGUCUGGAUCAGCUUCUUGAUCUUGAACCCAGAGGAUGUAACGUGUGCGUUUAAUGCAAAUUAGGUUGGGCUUGUGUUGUCUUUGUUAUGUAUAUCAUCUCUACCAGCUUUCUGCCUCUCUACGGUUUUGCUCAAUCGUAUUAGUUGAAUGAUACAGAAGUAUACCUACUUAGCGUUUGCCCCCAGAAGAAGCAAAUGAGUGUACUACAAUUCUUCACAAACUUACCCUUUCGAUCUGUGUUUCGGAGAGAAGAGGGACGAAAAGAAAAAACGGGGGAGAGUGGGAGCCGAGAAUUUGUGCAGCAAGCUUAUCCUUAAGCUGUGCGGAUUUGUAAAAUGAUUGUUAAGAAUAUAAUGUUAGAAUAAAAAUUAUC